Messenger RNA from Beta vulgaris subsp. vulgaris (sugar beet), 801 nucleotides. RefSeq lists its product as uncharacterized. Lineage: Eukaryota; Viridiplantae; Streptophyta; Magnoliopsida; Caryophyllales; Amaranthaceae. The record is from RefSeq and is a predicted model, not a curated record. The transcript has 2 exons. Bases 15 to 482 code for a protein of 155 amino acids.
CCGAACAACAUGAUAUGCGUAUGGUUAUUUCCGGGGGUCAAUUGAAGAAGAACAAAGCAAUUAUUAAGAAGAUGGAUGCUCCAGUUAGCAACGAGAAUGAAUCUGUUGCUGCAAGGAUCAUGAAAGUACGUUGCAGACCUCAUUCGUUGGAGUUACUCAUAAAGGACCUUACUCCAAAGCAGAUUGAUGCUGUAAAAGAGGUUGGAUUUGGUGGGAUUUUAGGUUUGAAGUUAACUGAGACAUGUAAGAUAAUGAUGCCAUGGUUAGUUGAAAGGUUUAAUGGUGCUAGUUUAAUGUUUAACAUUGGUGUUAAUAAAGAGUUUGUUGUUACUCGAUAUGAUGUGUAUGAUGUGUUUUGUUUGCCAAUGAAUGUGGGAAAUGAUGUGCCUGAGAUAGCUAUUGUUCGUGUGGGUGAAAACAUUGAUUCUCAAUUGAAAGAUGUAUGGAAGCAACAAUUUAAUGUUCAUGGUUAUGAUCACUAGUGGAAAAAAGCAGUAGGGCUGCGCUGAUAAUGGCAUGUAAGGCUGCGCUUUUUUAGGGCAGCCCUUUCCAUCGCAGCCCUUCACUAUUCAAGUAGGGCUGCGCUAGUAAAGCGCAGCCCUUCACAACGAAGGGCUGCGCUUUUUUGGUAAAAGCGCAGCCCUUCAAGCUUAGAAGGGCUGCGCUUUUAGGUAAAAGCGCAGCCCUUCUAAGCAUGAAGGGCUGCGCUUUUACCUAAAAAGCGCAGCCCUUCUGACCCAAAAAAAAAUAAAAAUAAAAUUUUUUUUUUUUUUGCAUUUUUUUACUACUAUGAUAUAUCUA